This is a messenger RNA of Lachancea lanzarotensis, 519 nucleotides long. It is a transcript of the gene RSM18, whose product is annotated as LALA0S08e03158g1_1. The transcript has a single exon. The coding region runs from base 1 to 519 and encodes 172 amino acids. Gene Ontology annotation, biological process: mitochondrial translation. Gene Ontology annotation, cellular component: ribosome; mitochondrial small ribosomal subunit. Gene Ontology annotation, molecular function: small ribosomal subunit rRNA binding; structural constituent of ribosome. Lineage: Eukaryota; Fungi; Ascomycota; Saccharomycetes; Saccharomycetales; Saccharomycetaceae. The record is from RefSeq and is a predicted model, not a curated record.
AUGCUUGCCACGAGGAAUUACGUACUCAAUACCACAGCAAGGAGAGUAUUUUCGAAAACAGCUCCCAAAUUGAACCUUUCGUUGAAGAUCAAACUAACUCCAAAUGAAAAGUCCCAAAUCGACCUGAAAAGCACCAACACAACCGCUAAUGCACCUUCUCAAAUCAAAAAAGUAGACUCCAGAUUGGUGAAAAAAUUCCAAAGUGGAACGACUUACGAUCCAUUCGAUUUCUCGCUAGCCAGACUCCACCUCGACAAGAAGUUCGCCUCGAAAAAUUCGUUUAACGAUCUCUUCGAUAAAAACGGUGUAGACCCUAUGGAUUUGUAUACAAAUCCCGAGUUCUUAUCACAGUUUGUCUCUUCGUCCGGCAAAAUUCUACAUCGGGAUGUCACUGGUCUUUCUGCGAUAAAUCAGCGUCGUCUGAGCAAAGCCAUAAGAAGAUGUCAAGCCAUAGGCCUCAUGUCCAAAACUCACAAGGACGUUUCAUUCCUGCCGUCAAGAAUCAUGGGGAAAAUAUGA